UAUUCUCUGGCACAGUGAGACCGAGAACACCCUAACGCGAUUAGUCAGUGUUCUCUCAUUCGCAGUAGUGUUGGUUGUCUGGUGGGUACAUUCUAUCUAUCGUUCAUUGUGUCGUUUCGACGUUGUGUUGUUCACAAAACUGGGGCAAUUAUAGAAGUGAGAUUCAACAUCAGUCAAUACGAUCUUUACCAACAAAAAUUUCAUUCUGAUCCGUCAUAAUGGCAUCUCGACGAAAGAUUCUACUGAAAGUCAUCAUUCUUGGUGAUUCUGGUGUUGGAAAAACUUCUUUGAUGAACCAAUAUGUCAACCGCAAGUUCUCCAACCAAUAUAAAGCCACCAUUGGGGCAGAUUUCCUCACUAAAGAAGUCAUGGUUGAUGAUCGCCUUGUGACAAUGCAGAUUUGGGAUACAGCAGGCCAGGAACGUUUCCAGUCUCUAGGAGUUGCUUUCUAUCGAGGAGCUGACUGUUGUGUUCUAGUUUUUGAUGUUACCUCUCCUACUAGUUUCAAAGCUCUAGAUUCUUGGAGAGAUGAGUUCCUUAUUCAAGCAUCACCCAGGGAUCCUGAAAAUUUCCCUUUUGUAGUCCUUGGAAACAAGGUUGAUUUAGAAAAUCGAGCUGUUUCAACCAAGAGGGCUCAACAGUGGUGUCAUGCCAAAAAUGAUAUUCCAUACUUUGAAACUAGUGCAAAGGAAGGAAUAAAUGUUGAACAAGCCUUCCAAACAAUAGCUAGAAAUGCUCUGGCUCAGGAAACCCAGGUUGACCUUUACAAUGAAUUUCCUGAACAGAUCAAACUAACUCCAGGCGAUCAACGAGGAAAUGGUCGGCAAGAUUCUUGUUCAUGCUAGUUGGCGUAUUUGUUUCGAAAGUUUUUCGUAUU
This is a messenger RNA of Daphnia carinata, 877 nucleotides long. RefSeq names its product ras-related protein Rab-7a (gene Rab7). The transcript has 5 exons. Bases 219 to 845 code for a protein of 208 amino acids. Lineage: Eukaryota; Metazoa; Arthropoda; Branchiopoda; Diplostraca; Daphniidae. Gene Ontology annotation, cellular component: phagocytic vesicle; late endosome; lysosome. The record is from RefSeq and is a predicted model, not a curated record. Gene Ontology annotation, molecular function: GTPase activity; GTP binding. Gene Ontology annotation, biological process: endosome to lysosome transport; phagosome-lysosome fusion.